GUGAUGACGUCAGCCUCGCGGAUGUUUUUCUCUCGUCUUUCAUGAGUUUUGUGUUCGAGGCUUCACGUCUCUCCACUCCUCCACCUCCACCUCCACCUGCCGCAGCAGCCAGCCCCGCGGAGAUCCGCGCGGAGCCUCCCUGGCCUCUGCAGGCAGUGCUGAUUCCUGCCUGACGGACGUCCCGCUCCUCCCGCCGUGCCUCCUCCUCGGCCCCGCCGCUCGCCGGGUCUCGCUGCUGCUGGCCGUGGAUUGGAGCACUCUCAUUGGAGGCUUUGCGAGGUGGUUUUUCGGUCUGGCGCCGCCUCCCCCCGGGGCCGGCGUGCGCUCCCAGCAGCCCGUGGUGCCCUGCACCCCCCCCUCCCCGUCACUGCACAACAGAGCCCAUGCCCAGGGAGGAGGCGCGGCGCGUCUGCCAGGAGCCAUGUGCCUCCCUCACACCAACAACAUGGACAACAAGCUACCGGGGGUGGGGUCAGGGGGGGCGGCUUCCCUUCGAAAACAAGGGGGAGGCGUCCCGCUGGAGCCGUUCAUACAUCAGGUGGGAGGUCACACCAGUAUGAUGCGUUACGACGACCAUACAGUGUGUAAGCCUCUGAUUAGCAGAGAGCAGCGCUUCUACGAGUCUCUCCCUCCCGAGAUGAAGGAAUUCACUCCCGAGUAUAAAGGCGUGGUGCGCGUGUGCUUCGAGGGCGACUCGGACGGCUACAUCAACCUGGUGGCGUACCCCCACGUGGACCUGGAGGGAGUUCCCGGGGAGCACGAGGAGCGGGACCCCACUGAGAGGGAGCAGCCGAGGAGGAAGCACUCCCGCCGCAGCCUCCACCGCUCCUCCUCCUCCGCCGAACACAAGGACGAGCGCGUGGACCGGAGGGAGGUGCACGACCCCGACACCCCUGACAACCUCGGAGAGCUGAAGAGUCCCAGGCUCGACCCGAAGAUUCACUCGGAGGUCCCGUUCCAGAUGCUGGACUGGAACAGCGGCCUGACCUUAGAGAAGAUCACCCACAAUCCCUGGAGCCUGCGGUGCCACAAGCAGCAGCUCAGUCGCAUGAGGUCCGAAUCCAAGGACCGGAAGCUCUUCAAGUUCCUGUUACUGGAGAACGUGGUUCAUCACUUCUGCUACCCCUGCAUCCUGGACCUGAAGAUGGGCACCAGGCAGCACGGAGACGAUGCUUCCGAGGAGAAGGCGGCGAGGCAGAUGAAGAAGUGUGAACAGAGCACUUCAGCCACUCUGGGAGUCAGAGUGUGUGGCAUGCAGGUGUACCAGCUGAGCACCGGUCAUUACCUCUGCAGGAACAAAUACUACGGGCGCGGCCUGUCGAUCGAAGGCUUCCGCCAGGCGCUCUAUCAGUACCUGCACAACGGAAAAGGCCUGAGGAGGGAGCUCUUUGAGCUGAUCCUGAAUAAGCUUCGGAGCCUGAAGGCCGUGCUGGAGAAGCAGGCGUCCUACCGCUUCUACUCGUCCUCCCUCCUCAUCAUCUACGAGGGAAAGGAACCCGAGGGACGGUCGACCCUCCACUCCGCGCCGCACGUUGCCUGGCAACAGAAGACCGCCGGCACCCCCUCGGAGUCCUGCUGCGUCCCAGCAUGCAACGCUCCGCCUUCCCCGGACGCUCCCUGUAAAACGGACAUGGGCCAGAACCCAAACCAGGGCUCGUCGUCUUCUCAGGGACCCGGACUCAAAGCCCCGCCCCCUCCCUCACAAGCCCCGCCCCCCAGCUCAGACUGCCCCGCCCCUCCCCGCCAGCACUCAGACUCUCCCCCCGCAGCCCGCGGCCCCACCCCCCCCACGACACAGCAGCAGGUGCAGCAGGUGCAGCAGGUGCAGCAGCAGCAGCUACAGCAGCAGGUGCAGCAGCAGCAGGUGCAGCAGCAGCAGCUGCAGCCCCCGCAGCAGCCCCCCCUGGUGGAUCUCCGCAUGAUCGACUUCGCCCACUCCACCUUCAAGGGUUUCCGCGGCGACACGGCGGUGCAUGACGGGCCGGACAAGGGCUACGUGUUCGGACUGGAGAGUUUGAUCGGGAUUCUGGAGAGCCUUCGAGACGACAAUCUGGCGUAGUUCUGAACUCAUGCACUCACUCUCUCUCACACACACAUGCACACACACACACACACACACAUGUAUGUAUUUCUGUCUUUGUGAGGGUUCGUCUUAUUGUGAAGACGAGCCACAACGGUAUGGAGCCAAAUCAAGGCCAAAAGUUUUGCUAAUUUGAAAAUAAACUUUGAACCUGAAAAUUCUUUUUUACAGUUCCAAUUCUUUUUUUUUUUUUCAGUUUCAGACUUUUUUUCAGUCUGAAACUGAAGAAAAUUUUGAAAACUGAAAAAAAAAAGAUCUGAAACUGAAAAAAAAGAUCUGAAACUGAAAAAUAGAAAGAAGUGAAACUGAAAAAAAAAGAUCAGAAACUGAAAAAAAAAAAUUGAAACUGUAAAAAAGAAUUUUCAGGUUCAAAUUUUAUUUUCAAAUUAGCAAAACUUUUGGCCUUGAUUUUGCUCCAUACAACGGCAUCAGCUUAAAGAAGGAAAAAAAAAAUGAUUGGACCCGAAGUCUAAUUGAUCUAAUUGAUCUUUACAAAGGUGGACACACACACACACACACACACACACACACACGUACAGAUAGCUUAUUGUGAAUUAGUUCAGGUUGUACGGUUGGUGCAGGUUUUGCCGCGGCGGGAUUCCUCAGGAUAUUACCAUGGUAACGGUCGGCUAGCAGGCGAGACACCGGAGCCAAGAGCGGCUUCAAAGACGCAAAGACGAUACGGAGAACCUGCACCACACACACACAUUUCUAUACUUGUGAGGACCUUCACCGAUACGAUGCAUUCCUUAAGCUUAACCCUCACGAUUUAAGAAAAAGAAAAAAAAAAAAAAAGAAGGAAGAAAUAACGGAUCCACGUCCUUACCUAAAAUCUGAGUGUCAUUUAACCCAUGGAGAGAUCGCAGGAUGUGGUGCAUCGUCAUGAUUCUGAUUAGCUACUGACUUCUCGUCACCUGUCGGGCCGUUUAAAAUGUGUUAAACUGACUGAAAUAAGUCUCAAACACUUUCAAAUGCAAAGACUUAUAUAAAUACGGGAGGACCAGUGAGUCUGAUUUCGAAGUAGAUCCUUUAGAGCUGUAAUUAUUAUAGCAAUUAUAAAAGAUGAUGGUAGAAGAAUGUGUACGGUGCUGCUUUUGUGUCUUCACUGUGCAGAAUGAGUGAAUGUGGAGUUUUGAAAACAUGGAGUUGAGUGUGACUCCACCGUGAAGAAGGGAGACGUGGGGAGUGGGGGGCGGUUUCUGGACGACAUGACUUUCUUUCAGGGAUCAUUCAACUCAUCACUAGUGUCAGGAUUUGGCGUUGCAGCACAUUUUGCACAGUGAAGCUCGAGCAUCCAGACGGCCUCUCCGGUCCUCACAAAGAUAGACAAGCAGACACUUUAUGGGAACAGUCGCCGUUGGUGGAGCUUUGUGGGAUCAGCUGACCCCCCCCCAAACCAUUCCUUUGCUCUCCUUCUCACUCCUCAAUCUACAAAAACCCAAGCGUGGACGGGUCAACGGACUCUCUUUAGCAUCACCUGGAAAAACGCCCCCAGAAACUCCUCCGAGCAUCGGUGAUUCGGUGAAAGCAGCAGACGGCGAGGAGAGUUGUGGACUAUUUCCCCCCUUUUUGACAGUGCGGAGCGCUGUGUCGCUGUGUCGCCCCCCCCAGGAAGGGAAAACAGAAAUGUGCAUCAUAGAUCUAGGCUUCGUGAAGAAAAUAUAGAAACAUAUUCAGUAACAUUUGUCCAUUUUUGGGGGUUUAACUCAAAGAAAACCACCGUUGUGAGCUACUGUCGUGUGAAAUCAUUCUCUGGGUGUUGAUAUUUGAAGCAUAAACGUCGCCCUCUCCCAGAUCUGGUGUGGUGGUACUUAGAUGUUUAUUUUUUACUAUUGUCAGCAAAUCUCAUGAAAAGUUCAAAAGUGGUUGAAUCCAAAAGCCUGACGAACGUUAUUUUAGGAAGUUCCCUCCUCGUGUUUGCUGCUGUAUUCAUUUUGCAGUUAAAAGAAACAGUUGCUAGUGCUUUUCACCGUUUUCUUUAAGUAACUUCUAGUUAAAAAUAUGUUGUCCGGUUCAUUAAAAAAUAAACACAAUUUUUUUGAGGCUUUUUUAACAGAUGCAGCUGCUCAUUUGAAUGUUAUGAUGAUCACAUUUUGUCAAUGUUGAGUGUGAAAGUUUCCAGAAUGAACUUGAUGGUUUUUUACUUUAUUCUACAAAGUACAAGAGCCAAUCCAAAGUAGAGUUGAGCAAAUAUAUAUAUAUAUAUAUAUAUAUAUAUAUAUAUAUAUAUAUUGUCGGUCAAAUGUCUUCUCCUGGGGUUUGUUGACAAUAACACAAAAAAAAAAAAGGGAUGAAGGGAUAUGGCUUUACUAAUGAGACUAUUUUAUAUUUUGUUUAAAAGUCACAUUAUUAUCAUUCACUUUUAUUUUCAAACAAAAAUAGAUUUAAGAAGUUAAUAUAUUUCUAUUCACAUAAAUAUAAUUUGCGACGAGGUUCAACCUUUUAUCUCGUCUUGUUAGGUCAGAUAGUGUUAACACCGCCCCCUGCUGGACGGCUGCGGUACUGCAGCCCCGACGACCACAACCACACACAGCAAAUAUGAAAUCUUUUAUUUUUGCUUUAUCAAGGUAAUAAUUUAUUUUUUUAAUUACGCCUUUACCCCCAUGCGCGGGUAAAAGUUUAGUCCUUUAAAAAUCUCCCCUAUAAAUGUAUAAAAUGUAAAGAAAUUAAGAGACAUUGUGAAAUGUCAGUAUUAUUUGAGCUAGACUUCAGUCAGCUGGAAGAGCUGUUGCUCUGGUGGGAAGCUCUGUUCAGCAUCUGUGUGUGUGUGUGUGUGUGUUUGAACAGAUGUAUAUGCCAUCUUUUACUCUUGGGUUUGUUUCACUUCACCUCAAUGAAGCUGGUUAAGAAAUGCAUGCACAUUAACGGUCUCCUGUUCCUGUCAGUUUUCACCGCCAUGUCAAACGUCCUCGUUAAAGUUAUCACAGAGCCUCAAGCGACUGUCGUCCGUGCGACCUCUCGCAUCAUCACGGAUAUUAGCCUCAGUGACUGAUGGGACUUAUUUAGCAGCAUUUUCUCCAUCUGGCAUCAUCCUGUUUGUUAGAACAGUGAAAGUAAGAGAGAUUAAAUCUUUCCAGAA
Cololabis saira (Pacific saury) is the source of this 5159-nucleotide messenger RNA. Its product is annotated as inositol hexakisphosphate kinase 1-like. The transcript has 9 exons. Gene Ontology annotation, cellular component: nucleus; cytoplasm. Gene Ontology annotation, molecular function: inositol hexakisphosphate kinase activity. The record is from RefSeq and is a predicted model, not a curated record. The coding region runs from base 422 to 2059 and encodes 545 amino acids. Lineage: Eukaryota; Metazoa; Chordata; Actinopteri; Beloniformes; Belonidae. Gene Ontology annotation, biological process: inositol phosphate biosynthetic process; phosphatidylinositol phosphate biosynthetic process.